Molecule: messenger RNA, 13899 nt
Organism: Nycticebus coucang (slow loris)
Lineage: Eukaryota; Metazoa; Chordata; Mammalia; Primates; Lorisidae
Gene: ORC5
Product: origin recognition complex subunit 5
Exons: 14
Coding region: 137-1444 (435 amino acids)
Biological process (GO): DNA replication initiation; DNA replication
Cellular component (GO): nucleus; nuclear origin of replication recognition complex
Molecular function (GO): DNA replication origin binding
Source: RefSeq, a predicted model, not a curated record
CGUCGUCCGCUCCUCCCACGGCGCGGCGGGUCCGGUUUCCGGCGGGAGCGUGGAUCUCUCCGCGGAGGUGAGGCUGUUGCCUGUGGCGCGAACCUGGUCGCAGGCUGGUCAGUCCUCUCCGCUGGUGCGCGCCAGGAUGUCUCAUUUGGAAAACGUGGUGCUUUGUCGCGAGUCCCAGGUGUCCGCCUUGCAGGCCCUGUUUGGAGAGAGACAUCAUUUCAGCUUUCCAUCCAUUUUUAUUUAUGGACAUACUGCCAGUGGCAAGACCUAUGUAACACAGACUUUGUUGAAAACUUUAGAGCUCCCACAUGUCUUUGUGAAUUGUGUUGAAUGCUUUACCUUGAGGUUGCUUUUGGAACAAAUUUUGAACAAAUUAAAUCAUUUUAAUUCUUCAGAGGAUGAAUGUUCUACUGAAAUAACCUGUGAAACAUUAAAUGACUUUGUUCGCUUGUUUAAACAAGUAACUGAAGCUGAAAAUCUCAAGGAUCAGACUGUAUAUAUUGUUCUAGAUAAAGCAGAGUAUCUAAGAGAUAUGGAAGCAAAUAUUUUACCUGGGUUUCUUAGGUUACAAGAACUGACUGACAGAAAUGUGACUGUUAUCCUUCUGAGUGAAAUUGUUUGGGAAAAGUUUCGUCCAAGUACCGGAUGCUUUGAGCCAUUUGUCUUGUAUUUUCCAGAUUAUAGCAUAGGGAACCUUCAAAAGAUCCUGUCCCACGAUCAUCCUCCAGAGUAUUCAUCUGAUUUCUAUGCUGCCUACAUUAAUAUUCUCCUUGGGGUUUUCUACACAGUUUGUCGGGAUUUGAAAGAACUCAGACAUCUGGCAGUACUUAAUUUUCCUAAAUAUUGCGAACCUGUGGUUAAAGGAGAAGCAAGUGAACGUGAUACUCGCAAACUGUGGAGAAAUAUUGAACCUCAUUUGAAGAAAGCCAUGCAAACUGUUUAUCUCAGGGAAAUAUCAAGUUCCCAGUGGGAAAAGCUGCAGAAAGAUGACACCGAUCCAGAACAGCUGAAAGGUCUCUCAGCACAUACUCAUGUGGAACUUCCGUAUUACUCUAAGUUUAUUCUGAUUGCUGCAUACCUCGCUUCUUACAAUCCAGCAAGAACUGACAAGAGGUUCUUUCUUAAGCAUCAUGGGAAAAUCAAGAAAACCAACUUUAUAAAGAAACAUGAAAAGACAAGCAAUCAUCUCCUUGGACCAAAAUCAUUUCCAUUAGACAGAUUAUUAGCAAUAUUAUAUAGUAUCGUGGACAGCAGAGUUGCUCCAACAGCAAAUAUCUUUUCCCAGAUUACUUCUCUAGUGACCCUUCAGCUGUUAAGCCAGGUUGGCCAUGAUGAUCAGCUUGAUGGACCAAAAUACAGAUGCACGGUGUCUCUAGACUUCAUUAGAGCUGUUGCGAGGACAGUGAACUUUGACAUAAUAAAAUACUUGUAUGAUUUCUUGUGAAAACAAGCUUCAAAGCCAUAUGGACACUGUGACAAUGACUAAGCCAAGCUGUGUUCAUCCAACUACUGAGCUGGCCAAGGAGAGGAGUUCUUUGGCUCUCUUGGAUUUGUCCAAACAGGUGCUGGCCCAGCGUGGAAUCUGAUGAAAAUACUCUGAUUGGUCUGGGUGGAUGUGAGCAGAAGACUAUUUACCAGGGACCCUGGAGUAUUUGGAAGCAACGUGUUAAUUAUAAACAGCAGGGUUUGAGCACAAUCUGUUCUACUCUUAAUGAUGUUAUCUUAACACUGAAAUUGCCUGAAACCCAUUUACUUAGGACUACAUUUUGCUCUGUGAACUAUCCCCUGCGCUUUGAACGUGCCAGCAGCCCUUGUUUAUAUGCCCAGUCUUUUCACUUCCUCGCUACAGGAGCCUCUGCAGUUGCUUGCCAAAGCAGAUUUUCCUAAGGCCACCGUUUUAAAAGAUCAUAGUUGCAAAAUAUAGUAAAUACAAAAGGCAAGGUAGUUCGAUCAGAUAUAGACCAGCUUUCCAUCUCUAAGCUAACUCGAUAACUACAGUGUGCUUGUGUAGGUUUAUCUGGUCAUUCUCUGGCAAGUGACCAUCCACCCCAGCUUUUUAUCAGCAUGAUGGCUUUCUUUAAUCAUUGGCCUUUAAGAGUUUCACAAUAAAAUUUUUUUCCUGUUAUUUUAGUUAUGAACCUUGGUUCUGAUUUUCUUGUCUGUUCAUAUUUUUGAAGAAGUUUUUGUUAGCAUUUUAAAAUUAUUUUGAGGAGAUUUAAAGUAUUUCAUUGCAGAGCUAAACUAUUUUAUUCUUUCAUUCCUUUUUUGAAGAAAAUUCUCACACUAGGCUCUCUCAGACAGACUUUUCUAUGUAGUGCUAAGCUUUCAAAGAAAACAAGUAGUUACCUUCUUGCUUUUAUUUAGAGAUAAUCAGGGAGAAAAGGAGUGGAAUUCCUUUUUACUCUCUUUGUAAUACAACAAGGGAAGAUUUUCUUGCCCAAAGUGUGGCAUCCACAAGUGGCAGCACAUCCUACUCACCCUCUUACCCCACAGAAAAUGGUGACGUUUCAUGUUUCUCAAGAUGUGGAGAGAAGCCAGGACCAGUUAAAGUUGUAUAUCGUGUGGAUUCAGGCUUAGGUUUCCUAUUCAUAUAAAUCCACAUGACAUCAAGGUUGAAAGCAGUGUGGGGUGCUGAUUUAAGGAAGAGCAGUGCCACCUGGCAUAGUUUAGCCCCUCAUAUUUUGCUAUGCAGACGCAUGUCUGCUGUGCAGCCUGUCACAGAUAGGGUCAGUCUGCAUUUUGAAGGAAGAACUGUUACAUUAGCAGAGGAGGAGAGAUCAUUAAAUAGGAAACUGGGCAGCACAGAAAGGAGGUAGAGUUUUUUUAAAGUGACUGUCCCAUGCUUUCCCCUCCCUGCUGGUCACCUGUCUCCUCUGCAGAAUGUUUCCUAUUCUGUACUGCCCGAUGCCUUGGUACCAGCCCAGCGUGUGGCUUCCGUGCUUAAUACCUUGUAACCAGAUUUUCCCUGGUUUUCCUGAUUGAGCUAUCAGAACUUUCCUGUUUUAUAUUUUCUAAUAGUUUGUUAAAUGACUUACUAAUUUGAUUAAUUUAUUUAAAUGAAGACUAACAGAGCUUAAUAUGGAUAUUAGCAUUUUAACAACAGUCAUCUGCAGAUGUAAUUCUCUAAAUGGAAGAUAUAAAUCUUCAAUUACAAGAGGGAAUCCAGUGAUGAAAAUUAUUCUGACUGGUGGGCCAGAAAUUUCUAUUAAAAGAAGGCACUUAAAUUGCAUUCAACAUCUACUCUACCUAGAUGUAAAAGUUACUUAGGUUACUAAGCUAUGGAUUUUUAAAAUAUCUUUCAGUUACCAUGAACCAGUUAUACAUAGGUAGGGGCCUUACUUCUUCCUCCCUCUUACUUUUGAAUCAUUUUCAGUCUCUGGAUCAGUCUUCAUUGAUGAAACAAUUCCUUUCGACAGCUCUGGAAGGGAUUCUGAUCCCCAAGACUUACCUCAUUAAGCCCUAAACUCACAAAGGGAUCAAGUCUUUAUACCAGGGCGCUGUUUGAACUCUAGACUACCUUAGAUCAAAUACCUGACAUAUGAAUAUUGGCUGUGCGGCUUUAGGCAAGUUAUUUAACCUGUUUGUACUUCCUGUGUUCUCACCUGUAUAUUGGAGAAAAGAAUUUACCUCAUAGAGUUAUUUACAGGAUUCAGUAAAUUGUAUAUCUAAUACAGUAGUUGUCCACUGAGGGCAAUUUGUCCACCAAGGAACAUUUAGUAAUUUAUGGAGACAUUUUUGCACAGUUGGGUGUAGGGUGGUGAGGGGAGAGGCCAGGGAUGCUGCUAAAUGCAAUAAUGUGUCCCCCACCCUCCCAUCCCCCAUUUUUGGUUUUGCUUUCCUCAGUUUCAGUUAUCUGUAGCCAACCUCAGACUAUGGUCUGAAAAUAAUAAAUAGAAAAUUCCAGAACCAAUAUAUAAGUUUGAAAUUCAGUACUGUCCAGCUACAUACCACCCAGGAUGUGAAUCAUUUCUUUGCCUAGACUGUCCACACUGUAUACUCAUAUGCCACUCAUCUGUUAAUUCCUCAGUAACCAUCUAGGUUAUCAGAUCACCUGUUGGAGUUUCAUAUCACUUAUGUUCAAAUAACCUUUACUCAGUGACCCCAAAGUACAAGAGUAGUGACAGUUUGGAUAUGCCAAAGAGAAGCUGCAAAAUAUUUCCUUUAAGUGAAAAGGUGAAAGUUCUCAAUAAGAACAGGGGGGAAAAAAAAAAAACAAUACCACAAAACCGCUGAAGUUACCAAGAUCUAUGGUAAGAAUAAAUCUUCCAUCUGAAUUGUAAAGAAGGAAAAAGAAAUAUGUACUAGUUUUGCUGUGCAUCUCAAACUGCAAAAGCUAGGGCCACACUGUAUGAAAAUGUGCAUAAAAUGGAAAAGGGUGGAAGAUAAUAAUUUGUGGGUGGAAGACAUGAACGGAAACAUGUUCCAAUUACGGGAAUUGGGUUCAGUACAAUCCAAGAUUUUCAGGCAUCUACUAGGAAUCUCAGAACAUACUGCACAUAAAGGUGGACAACUGUACUAAAACACACAUCUCUUAACAGUUAUAUAGCCCAAAAUGUGAAUUGUGCAGAGGUUGAGAAACCCUAAUCUGAGUAAGGUAUCUUAGUACAAAGUAAGUGCUCAAUAAAUGCUAGCUAUUUUUAUUAUCAUGAAGUAUUUUUGACCUAGAAAGGAGAUAGUGAGGGAAUGUGGCAACUCAUUCUAACUACUAAGAGAUGUAUAUCUUUUUUUUUUUCUUACUUUCUCUUGCCUAAUCAUACUUGGAAAAAUUUCUUGUUUAAAUUUUGGAGUUACUCAAAUGGGCACAAUACCUUGGAUUCUUAUUUUUAGAAUUGAAAGGUCUGCUGGGCUCUAAUCCAUAUGCAGAUUUCACUACUUAUUUUUUAGGAUCCUGUGAGAUAUUUGAAAGUAUAGCUAAAUAAUCAAAACAGAGAAUAGGUGACUGAGGACUUACAUUGUUCACCCUCAUGGUGUAACAGCUGAACAAUCCAUACUUCCAAUGGAUUUUGUUAACCAACUGGUUAAUAUAAUUAAGAUGACCUACAGCAUAAAAAACUCAGACAUGCAGAAGCCUAUUUAGUCUCUCCAAAGUGUGCACCACUCUGCUUUGUGCUAUUUAAAGAAAAAGUAAUGGAUCAAGUCCAAGAAUAAUACAUAUCUUAUCAUAUUAAUUACUCAGUAAGUCCAAAAAUAGUAGACGAAAUUCAGAAACUGCACAGAGCUGUAAGAGCAUCCUUCACUGCUGCCUGAAGUCUCACACUAUUGUGUACCACAGUUGUUUGCAUUUUAUACCUUUAGCCAUAGGCAGAGAUGUGGAUUGGAGAUAAUUAGACUAGAGGUUGAUAUUAUUCAGCUUCAUCUCCUACUUUUGAAAGCUUUUACUACAAAGUAUGCGGCAUAUCAUGUGAAUAGUUUAGAUAAUUUUGCAUGUAUUUAGUCUGCUGGCACAAUCUGCUUUCAGAAAUGCUUAGUAGAGCUCAAAGAAAUUUUUCCUAUCAAGAAACCAACAUUUCACUCAAAUUUGCUCUUAAAUGCCCUGAAUGCACAGUUAAUGUUCAUUUUCUAGCAGUGAUACACAUUUAUGAGACACAGUAUGAGAAGUAGGAAUUUGGUAGAGCAGAGAAAAUUGUAAUCAAUUCAUUCAUUUAACUGCAUGUUGAUGCACAGUAAUGAUAGGAAUUUUAGAAGGCAUUCAAGUGUUUGAAUAAAUAGUGGUAGCUUUGGCAUGAUGCAAAGAGCCUGGUUUUAGAGGCACUAGAGAUUUGCCUGAGUUUUGGAUAAACCAUACUCCAUUUUAUUGCUCUUUCCAAGAGUCGAGGAUCUGAUUUUAAUGGCAUUUUCCAUUAAAGUAUUCAAUAUUCAUUUAGCAAAUUCUCAGUACAGCUGAAUGCCUUGUGUUAGGUGCAAGGAAUACAACAGUGGACAAAGGAAACAGGUUUCUGGCCUAAACAAUAGGUGCUAUCAUUGUAGAGCCAUUCCUGAAAUAGAAAAUCCUGGGGGAGGACUAGGUCUGCAGGGGUGGGGAAGAUUAGGAGCUCAAUUUUGGACAUGUUUCCAUUGAGGUACUUGUGUGAAAUCCAAAAGGAAAUGUAAAAUAGGUAGUUAGAUCUAGAUUGGAAACUAGAUUUACUAGAAAUAUAAACAGUGGUAUUAAUGAGGAUAAGAGGUAGUUAUAUGGUGACUUAGAGAUCAGAGUCUAAAAAGGACUUACAGGGAAAGACCAUCUCAAAGUGAAUUAAAGAAAAUACAUAUUAAUAGAAAGUAUUCACCCCCUUUGUUCAAGAACUAUAAAUUAAUUUUAUUUUUUUCUUUAACUGUUCUCCACUGUUCAUGUAACCCUCGUUCCCUUCAGCAUAUGAAGGGGCAAAAAGAGACAUAGCUAAGUCUUAUUUAGUUAGUAUCUAGCCCAAAAAGGAAAAAUCAAACCCACAUAGCAUCUUAAUUCUAUAAAGAAUGUUAGAUCACAUGGUCUUCCCAUGUGCUAUCUCCACUUCCUCAUGGCCUGGUGACUAGGUUCUGAAAGCCACAUCCUGGGAGAAAUGAUCAGAAGCUGCAUGGCCUUUUCUUGUCUAGGCUCAGGAGUCACAUAGCAUCACUUUUGCAGCAUGGUUUUUGUCAAUCAAGACUGUGCUAAAGAGCCACCUGUGUUUAAAAGGAGGGGAGUAGACCUACCUCUUGGUGAAAGGAGUGCCAGAGAAUUUGUAGACAUGCUUUAAACCACCACACAGAAUAUAAUAGGUUGAAAAUGUUAUUAUGGGAUACAGAAGUAAUAUAUUUUAUGUUAUCUCAAAGUUUGAAUUUGUAUGGCAGAGAUUGCUGGUUGCCCACAUGUCCUACCCUUCCCCCAGGUACCUUUCUCUGUACUGUGAAAGCACAGUAGCCUAGGCUGCAAGAAGACCAGUAUGAUUAGAGCAUAACAAAGAAGGGCAAUUGUGGUAGGAAUUGAAAUCAGAGAAGUGAUGGGAGCUAGGUCCUACAAGGCCUUGCAGUUAAUUGAAGGACCUUGGUUCUUAGUCUGUGUGAGUUAAGGAGUGCUGAAGAUAGUUGAGGAGAAAAGUCAAUGAGCUGGCUUAGAUUUUGGAAAGGAUCGCUGAAUGCGAUGUUGAGAAUAGGCUGUAGGGAGCCAAAGGAGGAAGCAGGAAGAUUAGUUAGAAAAUUAUUAAAAUAAUGCAGGUGAUUUGGGUGGCGCCUGUGGCUCAAAGGAGUAGGGCACUGGCCCCAUAUGCCAGAGGUGGCAGGUUCAAACCUAGCCCUGACCAAAAAAAGCAGGUAACCAAUAAUGGUGGCUCAGAUAAGGUUAGCAGUGAAAGUGAUGAGAAGUCAGAUUCUGGGUAUAAUUUGAAAUAAACUUCUAUAGGACUUGCUAAAUAAUUGGGCAUCAGUUGUGAAAGGGUCAAGGAUAACUUCAGAGUUUUUAAUCUGAUCAUCUGGAAUAGUAGAGUUGACCCUAGCUGAGAUGAGGAGGACUGAAAGGGAAGGUGUUUAGAGGCACAGAGUAAGAGGUUCAGGUAUGAGCAUAGUAAGGUAGGGAUCUCUAUUAGAUACCUACUAUAGUUUGAAUGUCUAUGUCCCUCCAAAUUUUAUAUUUUGAAACAUAAUCACCAAUGUAAUGGCAUUAAGGUGAUUCGGUCAUGAAGGCUCUGCCUGCAUGAGUGGAUUGAUUAAGUGACCUUGUAAAAAGGUGUGAAGGAGCAGCUGUUCACCCCUUUUCGCUCUUCCAUCUCUUGUGCCAUGUGAAAUCACAGCAUUUUUCUCUUGUGUUCUUUUGCCCGUCUGUGCCUUCUAUCACAUAAGUUCAUAGCUCUCCUCCCUUCUGGAGGAUGCAGCAACAAAGUGCCAUCUUAGAAGUGGAGAGCAGCCCUUGGCAGAGACUGAAUCUGCUAGGCCCUUAAUCUUAGACUUUCAAACCUCCAGAACUGUGAGCAGUAAAUUUCUAUUUGUUAAUUACCCAACUGUUUGGUAUUUUGUUAUAGCAGCUUGAAAGAACUAAGACAUUAUCUGAGUGGAUGUCAAAUAUGCAGUUCAGUAGACAAGUCUAAAAUUCAGGGUAAAAGCCCAGGCUAGAGGCACAAACUUGGAAGUUGUCAGUAUAAAUGGAAAUAUGUAAGGGAAAAUUACAUGUGGGUAAUUAGCUCCUCUGGGUUAAGAAACUUCAUCUAUUCAAUGGAAAGUGCUGAGCUCCUGCAUAGGAGCAGAGUUUCUUUAGAGAAGGUGGACCUCCCUUCCUUGGAGAGUUGUUCCUAAAUUCUAAGGGCUGUUUUGGUAAUCUUUUCUAUGAGAAGAUAGGAUUUGAGAUACAAUUGAAAUUGCCUUUCUAAAGUGCUUUAAAAAAAAAAAUUCAAAUACUGAAUAAUUACAUUUUAAAGUAAAAUAUCAAAUGGCCCUUGAGUAUUAAGGUAAAGGAAAAUGUUGGGCACAAUGGUGUAUGCCUAUAGUCCCAGCUACUCAGGAGAUUGCAGCAGGAGGAUCAUUUAACUCUGGGCAACAUAGUUAAGACUUUGUCUGUAAAAAAAUAAUAAUUAAAAAAAUAAAGAAUUUACCCAGCACAGUGGCUCAUGCUUAUAAUCAUUGCAUUCUGAGAGACAAAGCAGAAAUUUGCUUGUGCUCAAGAGUUAAGAGACCAACCUAAGUAAGAACUAGAACCCAUCAUUAUAAAAAAUGGAAAAAUUAGCCAGGCAUGAUGGUGUGAGCUUGAAGUCCCAGCUACUCAGGAGACUGAGGCAGGAGAAUCACUUAAGCGCAAGAGUUUGAGGUUGCUGUGAGGUAUGAUGACACCACUGCACUCCAGCAAAGUUACAGGGACAGAAAACAGAUUGUUGCCCCAUCCUGGGAGUGGAGCCAUUGGAUUGACUAUAAAGAGUCAGGAGGAAACUUUAUUGUGGGUAUUGAAACAUUCUGUGUCUUGAUUGUGGCCAAAGUUAAAUGUCUGCAUUUUCUAAAAUUCAAAGAACUAUACACCUAAAAUGGAUGAUUUUAUUGUGUGUAAAUUAUAUUUCAUUAUGACUAGGUUUUUAAAGAAAGACCCACCUAUGUGCAGUUUAUAAGAAACUCCAUUUAAGUAUACAUCCAAAAAGUAUAUUGGUUAAAAUAUUAAGCCCAUAAAAGGACAGUUCAACAGCUACACACUCAACAGUGAGCAAGUGCUCAGCGGAGGCUGAGGUUUUGGUUAAGACUCAAUGACAACUAGGUUUGUAAAUAUGCUUCCCAGCGUUAGUGACAUUUGAUAGUUAUUCUGGUUGGAAAUCAGUGUCAGCAGUAGUAAAAUUAAAUUAUAAUUGGCAGGACAGAAGAAUAUAUAUGGGGAGAAAAUAACCAAUACAAAGAAAUAACUACGAACAUGAGGAUUAGAGAACAAGUGAUAGCACCAUCAUGGAGUGUUUUUCCAUCUGACAGAGUCACUUACUUUAAGGAUCAUCUACCCAUGACCUUGAUGAAAUCCAUAUCGUCACUUAUAGACAGUGUCUUUAUAACCAAGUUCUACUGAAUAUGUAUUCGUUAAGUGAAAGAAGCCCUAGGAAGCUUCAAUGCUAGACAGGUGCUGGGUGAUUGGGCAUAGGGAAUUGGCUUUGUCAUCAUACAGUGGCUUGACAGCUAAGAAGGUUAGGCUUGGGGCUGGGCCAUGGAGUGUUGUAUGAGGACAUGGGAUUAUUCCAGUUGAUGGUAUUCCUGCAGAAUUUUCUUCUACCUAUUUUCACAUCAGGUGAAGAGAUAACUGUAUUUCUGGUUUAUUGUUUGAUGAAGGAUUCUUAAAAUGAAAAUGCUUACUGAUAGUUGUUUAUGCCCACAGAAGCCUAAAAAAACCCCAGAGAAUUAAAGCAAGCAAUUUCAGUGGAAAGGUGACUACUUUGAAAAAUCAGUGACAACUUUCAUCCUUGUUAGGUGUUAAGGCCAGAAAACGAUCUGACUUUCUCAAAUGAUUUAGGGCCUCAUGUUUAUUAUUUUUUAUUGUUCAAGGUUAUUCUACCUAAGUUAGGCUUCAACUGGCCUUCACUCUUCUCUCUUUGUGGUGAUGAGAGGUACUUCUUAGAGUCCUUGCCCUGAUCUGCUGUUUCUCAUCUACUGUUGGUCGAAGUCUUUCAAUAGCAUGUACCUUUAUUAUAGAUGGACCAGAAUGUCAGUCAUCUUUAAGAUGAUGAGUAUCUGUGGAGAAAUUCUGAACUAGAGGUAGAUUUAGGACUCACUGGUUUAUGUCUUGUAGCUAAAGCCCUGACCAUGAAUGAGAACCUACAAAAAUCAAUAUUAGAGGAAAAGGCCGUGAUAGAUGCUAGAGAGAUUUGAGUCAUUGAUGCAAGGAAGAAAGUUUCAACCGGCAAGAGUAUUAACUCUGUCAAAUCACAAAGUUUAAUAACAGAUAUGGUCAAAAAUUUACCUGUUGCACUUGACAAUUAGCCGAAAUGACUUUAUUAAAAGCAUUCUCAUUGGAAUUUAGGUUGAGUAGAAGACAGAUUGCAAUAACUUGUAGUCAGAAUCUUGACUCUGAAAGAAAGUAAUUCUUAUGGUUUAAACUGUGUCCCCCGAAAAUUAUACACUGAAGUCCUAUCCUCUGUACCUCAGAAUGUGAUCUUCCUUGGAAAUAGGAUCUCUGCAAAUAUAAUUAGCUAAGAUGAGGUCAUUGGGGUGGGCUCUAAUCCAACAUGACUAGCAUCCUCAUAAGAAGGGGAAAUUUGAACACAGACAUGCAUUUAGGGAGAACGCCGUGUGAACCUGACCAUGGCCAUCUACAUGUCAAGGACAGAGGACUGGAACUGAUUGUCCCUCAGAGCCCUCAGAAGGAACUCACCCUCUGACACUUUUAUUUCCCACUCCAGAACUGUAAGACAAUAAAUUUCUGUUGUUUAAGCCAUCCAAUUUGUGGUAUAUUUUUAUGGCAGUCCUAGGAAACUAAUGUAGUAGUAUAGAAAAACUCAGGGUUGAGGAAAGCUGAUCUUUUCAGAGUAUGGGAAAAUUGAAUGUGUUGACGUGCAUAGCAAAGGAAUAAGAUAGAGGACGUGGCAAUGAUACAGAUGGGGCACAAUACUGAGGAAAUAGACUUUGGCAAGGUGUUUUUCAAACUCUUAGCAAUCUAUAAAAAAAUGCUUUUAAAACAUGACUCAGUACACACAGGUACACAAUUUAAACAAAGUUUUGCUUCCCCUUAUUAAUAAGUAACAAAGUUAACACCAAAUAUUUAUUUUAUUUUAUCAUUUAUUUUUUGAGACAGAAUCUAUGUUGCCCUCAGAAGGGUGCCAUGGCAUCACAGCUCACAUCAACCUCAAACUCUUGGGCUUAAGCGAUUCUCUUGCCUCAGCCUUUCAAGUAGCUGGGACUACAGGUGCCUGCCACACGCCUGGCCAUUUUUAAUACCAAAUAUUUACUGAUAUUUAAAUACUACUUAGAAAAAUAAGGGAAUAUACAUCCUAUAAAAUCAAACAAAAAGUGAAAAUGCUGUUUGUAACCAACCAGAGUUGUUGACAAUGUUUUGAGAAAGACAGUGCCAGAAGAUAGGCAGGGCUUAGCCUCGGGCAGAAGGGUGGUGGAGGUCCUUGUCUUCCACUGAAGCAGGUAUUGGGAAGGAUGCCUGGGGGCGUAGCUAGGUUUGCUGAAGUGAAAGUGUGAGCAUUCUCAGCUGCUGCACAUACUCUCUGGAUGAGGAGAGAAGGCCAUCUGCCAGAAAGUAAGUGGAGAAGACGUGGGUGAGAAGAAUGGCAAAGAUGUGUGGUAGCCGCAGCAGGCAAUGAAAAAAGGGAUACGAGGCUACAAGUAUGUGACCUGGCUCUGAAGGAGCUGUUGGCCAGAGAACUGUGACCCUAUUGGGAGGGAUCAGACCACCCUCAUGACUGCUGCCCUGUCCAGUCUGGUUCGUUUCUGCUUUCCUCAGCUACCAGUCCUUGGCUCCUGGCACUCUUGGCUUCACCCUAUGUGCUGUAGGUUGUACCAAACAUAAAUCUGGGGGUCUGUCUCAUUUUCCUUUUGUGCCCACCACACACCAUGGAAGUUUCUAGACCUGAAAAAAAUACAUGUUCUUGAUUGAUUGGUCUUCAAAGUAUGGUUUAUUCAAAGUGUGGUUCAUCACAGCUCCAGUAUCACCUGGGAGCUUGUUAUACGUGGAAACCUCAGAGCCCACUUCUGACCUUCUAAUUAAAUUCUACAUUUAAAAUGUAGAUACACACUUGAUUCAUGUGCACAUUAAAAAUUUAAGAAGCACUGUCCUAGAACAGUGGUUCUCAAUCUUGACUACAAAACAGAAUUACCUGAAAAGUUAAAAUGCUUUUUACUGAAGGAAUUAGGAGCUCUGGGACUUGGGACUUGGAGUUUGGGACUUGCAGUUCUACUGUGCAGCAGGGCUGAACCCUGUCUCCUACAACCUUGUUGCAUAUAUCUUAUUUCUUAUAGUCCAUUUAGCUAUAAGGGUCCUUGGUGGACAUUUUGUUCCCAGCAACUCUUCAAGGGGUGAGUCUACACUCAGUCUACACAGAGGUUGACUAGACAUGGCCUGACCCCUCAGUCACCCUCUCCCUGUGUACAUCUGUUAGAAAGUUAUAUCUUUUAUUGAACCAAACUUCUCCCUUAACCUUAACCUGCUGAUUCUUGUUCUAUUCAUGUGGACCAUACAAAACAAAAAUAAUUGCUGUGUAACAGGGGUAUUAUUUUUAAAAAUGCUCCUGAUAGAGUUUCCCUUCCUUCCUUCCUUGGGAGGCAGAUGCUAGAAGGCAGAUGACACCCGCAAGGUGGAAGUGUGAUUUAGAGAAAUUUCUUGAAUUGUUCUCUGAUUAUAAAAAAAAAACAAAAAAGAGGAGAAAGCCUUUGAUACUGAGCGUGGUGGGGGGUGCAUUAAUAGAGGAUGAGAAUGGGUACCAUGGGGCUGGGUGGUGGUGGAGAAGGAGGGAGAGGGAGGAAGUGAAGGGUGAGAACCCUAACAUGGGUUUCUUAGCUCUCUCCCUCAUCCUCAGUUUCAUGAAGGAAAUCCCAGGAAGAUGGUAGGUUAAGUGAGUUAGAAAGAACCAGAGAUGUUUGGGAAAAUCCUGGAGUGAGGAAUGGGGGUUCUUUGUCUUUUUUUGCUAAAGUAUAUCUUGAUACUUUGCAGAAUUUCCAAGGACACAGCUAAGUGGCCCCUCUGUGAAAGAGAACUGAUGUACAUAAUGCUUCCUAUAGGUAGAUUCAAAAUAAGAAAACUGUCUGGAGGGGAGGUGGGGCAAAUGUAGCCUUGCAGUAUGUGAUCUUACCCCAGGACCAUGUGGAGAGAGCAGUCAAGAGGUCCACGGCUCCAAAGAGACCCAGGAACUGAAUGGUGACCCAGAAGUAGCUGUGGGACUUGGGAACCUUAAGACUAAGGACACAACAGGACCCACAGACUUCAGGCAUGAAUGCCUGGGGACCAAAGACAUGGCUAUCUUUAGAGGACAGGGAGGACCUAGAGGACAGUGGAUAAACCAGAAGGGACAUCAGACCUCCCUUUCCAGGUGCCAGAUUUAAACUAAACCCUCCUACUCCCAAAUUUGCUCGCUCCUGGCAGAAGAGCAAAGGUAAGGAGAUGAUGCAGAUUUGACUGAGGUUUAAUUCUGAAGCUAUUCUCCUCCCAUAGCCAGAGUGGAUAUUUCCAGCAAGGAAACUUAUUCCUAUCAUCUGGAAUGAAGACGCUGACUCUUACAGCCAGGUGUGGUGGAGCUGGGUUUAUAACCCUGAUAUCUAAAGCUCAUGGCCAUAGUAUUUCCCUCUGAACUGAUGACCAACGCAGUGGCGCAGACAUCAGGGACGGUCACCCAGAGAAUAAUUUGGGAGCUGAAGGGUAAGCCGAUGGGUAAGCCAUCGCUCUAAGGUAGGUCACUAAACUCCCUCCUGCCUUUUCUCUAAAGAAAGUAGAGUCAGACAUUUAAGGGCAUGGAUUUUUGGAGUCAGAUUGUGCAUAUUCAAAUCUUAACUGCU